UACCUCUCCUCCGUUAGUGGAAGAAGGCUGGCCGGAGGAGCCCGCAGCCGGUGUCACGGUCCGGGAGGCGAAACGCUCCUAUUUUUACCCGCCGUGGAUAUAUAAAGUCCCGCUGCUGCCUGGGAGGAAGGGGAGGGGGGUGACAGUCCGACACAUCCUCAGGGAGGCGCUGGAGGCCCAGAGAGAGCCAGGAAGACGGAGGACGACUUCUUUUUGUUCCAUCAGCUGCAGGGGACGGGCGGCGAGCGCAGAAAGAUGCCCAAACCGAUCAACGUGCGCGUCACCACCAUGGACGCCGAGCUGGAGUUCGCCAUCCAGCCCAACACGACGGGCAAACAGCUCUUCGACCAGGUGGUGAAGACGGUGGGUCUGAGGGAGAUCUGGUUCUUCGGCCUUCAGUACACGGACAGUAAAGGCUACGUGACGUGGCUCAAGCUCAACAAGAAGGUCACCCAGCAGGACGUGAAGAAGGAAAACCCCCUGCAGUUCAAGUUCAGAGCCAAGUUCUUCCCUGAGGACGUGUCUGAGGAGCUGAUCCAGGAGAUCACCCAGAAGCUCUUCUUCCUGCAGGUGAAGGAAGCCAUCCUGAACGAUGAGAACUACUGUCCUCCCGAGACGGCCGUGCUGCUGGCCUCCUACGCCGUCCAGGCCAAGUACGGCGACUACAACAAAGACCUGCACAAACCGGGAUACCUGGCGUCCGACCGCCUCCUGCCGCAGAGAGUUUUAGAACACAAGCUGACGAAGGAGCAGUGGGAGGACCGGAUCCAGACGUGGCACGAGGAGCACCGGAGCAUGCUCAGGGAGGACGCCAUGAUGGAGUAUCUGAAGAUCGCUCAGGACCUGGAGAUGUACGGCGUCAAUUACUUUGAAAUCAAGAACAAGAAGGGCACCGAGCUGUGGCUGGGCGUGGACGCUGGGCUCAACAUCUACGAGCACGAAGACAAGUUGUCACCAAAGAUCGGCUUCCCCUGGAGCGAGAUCCGAAACAUCUCCUUCAGCGACAAGAAGUUCGUCAUCAAGCCCAUCGACAAGAAAGCUCCGGACUUCGUGUUCUACGCGCCCCGGUUGCGGAUCAAUAAGCGCAUCCUGGCCUUGUGCAUGGGAAACCACGAGCUGUACAUGAGGAGGAGGAAGCCCGACACCAUCGAGGUGCAGCAGAUGAAGGCUCAGGCCCGGGAGGAGAAGCACCACAAGCAGAUGGAGAGAGCCCAGCUGGAGAACGAGAAGAAGCGCGAGCAUGCGGAGAAGAAGGAGCGGAUCGAGCGAGAGAAGGACGAGCUGAUGGAGAGGCUGAAGCAGAUCGAGGAGCAGACGCAGAGAGCCCAGCGAGAGCUGGAGGAGCAGACCCGGAAGGCGCUGGAGCUGGAGCAGGAGAGGAAGCGAGCGAAGGAGGAGGCGGAGCGGCUGGAGAAGGAGCGGCAGGCCGCCGAGGAGGCCAACGGCGCUGGCUCACAGGCCGCCGACCAGAUGAAGAACCAGGAGCAGCUGGCUGCUGAACUGGCCGAGUUCACCGCCAGGAUCGCUCUGCUGGAGGAGGCCAAGAGGAAAGAGGACGAGGCCACCGAGUGGCAGCACAAGGCUCUGUCGGCUCAGGAGGACCUGGAGAAGACGAGGGAGGAGCUGAAGACGGCGGUCACCACACCGCCCGCCCCCGAGCACGACGAGAGCGACGAGACCAACGCCGAGGCGAGCGCCGAGCUGCUGAGCGACGGCGAGCACCAGAGGAGCGAGGAGGAGAGGAUCACCGAGGCCCAGAAGAACGAACGAGUGAAGAAACGGAUGGAGGCUCUGAGCUCGGAGCUGGCCGAGGCUCGCGACGACACGAAGAAGACGCAGAACGACAUGCUCUCCGCGAACGUCCGGGCGGGUCGAGACAAGUACAAGACGCUGCGUCAGAUCCGGCAGGGCAACACCAAGCAGCGCAUCGACGAGUUCGAGUCCAUGUGAGAGGGACUCCGCCGCCGCCGCCGCUGCCGCACCGCGCCGCAGACGGACGCCUCACUCCUCCCCGUCAGGCCGGACCCGCCGCCGCCGUCCGGAGGACCGGCGGCUUCACGGGCUUCGUAGCGUCAAACCGGCCGAAGCUCCGCCAGCAGCGCUCGGCCGUCGCUCCGCCUGCUACCUUCUCUUCUUCUUCUUCUUCUUCUUUUUUAAAGACAAGCACACGUCUUUACUGGAACGACGCAUAUCGGCCUCCCCUGUACAUACGUGGCGUUUUCCAGCCUGCAUGACGUCCGAGCCCUCCUGCCAGACGGACUGAAGGUCGAUGUGGUUCCCUACCCAGCGACGCCAAGCGAAGCGGCGUCUGUAGCUGUAGCUUCUCCGUAGGCAGCACGCUCCCUGCUCCCCGCUGAGCAUCUGUUAGAUUGGUUUUUUCUUCUUCAUGGCCUUAUCGUGUCAGCGCUCUCCGUCUCGUGUUGUCAUGUUUCUUUGUUUCUUGGUUUUUUUUGUGGGGGGGUCAGUCCUGCUGUCUGGUCUGUUACUGCUGCUAACUCACUGACAGCACGGCUUCGGCUCCGUUCUUACUGUGCUGGCAUCUUCUGUCCGUGGAGACGUUUGUUCAAAUUAUAUUUUGCCCCACAAUAAAGAAUGAAUUUAUAUUUCCAGACA
Messenger RNA from Salarias fasciatus (jewelled blenny), 2613 nucleotides. RefSeq names its product radixin-like. NCBI's taxonomy places the organism in Eukaryota, Metazoa, Chordata, Actinopteri, Blenniiformes, Blenniidae. Gene Ontology annotation, cellular component: cytoskeleton. Gene Ontology annotation, molecular function: actin binding. The record is from RefSeq and is a predicted model, not a curated record.